UCUGGCAUAAGCUCCAUUAGCUCCCGCCGACAACGUGACCUGUUUGUGGACCUACUGAGGUCCAAACCAAUUAAAUGGCACUUGGCAUCACAGCUUCUGCAAUUGAUCUUUGACAAUCAACCGCAAAAGGUGGGGCCUAUAAUAGCAAAAAAAAGCUACAAGCUGGAGAAUUUUUUCAAAGGAAAUCCUAGGCGUAUCUUGAAGUGGUUCUCUAAUUUUGCUGGUAAUGAUGACUUCGCACAUGGAAAGGGUGCUAAGGCACUAUCCCAAUUUGCUUUUGUAAACCGAGAUAUUUGUUGGGAGGAGCUUGAGUGGAAAGGUAAGCAUGGGCAGUCACCGGCUAUGGUUGCGACGAAGCCCCAUUAUUUCCUUGAUCUGGAUGUCCAACGGACAGUGGAGAAUUUUCUCGAGUAUGUGCCUGAAUUUUGGUCAUCCAAUGAGUUUAGUGAGUCAUUAAAGGAUGGUGAUAUUUUGUUCAUUGAUAUGAAAUACUUUGUUAAUUGGUUUACUGACUUGAUGUAUAAGGAGGAACUGGAAGAAUUAUGGGAAGUUAUAGAGGAGUUCCUCAUGGAGCAAUCUUUCUCAUUCUUAUGUCAUCACCUUCUAAUCAUUCUUGAAGAGCAGGACUUCCAUCUUUUCAUAGAUUUGAUACCAAAAUAUCUUAAACCAAAGCCAGAAUCCAUUGCGUCUGGUAAUGCAUCUGAUUGGCUUGAGAUUGUACUUUCAAAAUAUUGUGGUUCUAGUACCAUUGAUCAGCUACUUCUACUGAAUGCGGUGACUAAUCAAGCUCGCCAGCUCCUGCGGCUUGUCCGGGAAGAAGGCAGUGAGGAACAAAAAGAGAAGAUAAAGAAUUUGGUUUUUCAAAUCUGUGAUUCCUCAAGUUAUACCAAUGAUUUGGCACCAAUAAUGGAAGAAGUCUCAAAGAGGAAACCAUUAGAAUCCAUAGCAAGGUUGGGUGUGCAUUCUUGGGCUAUACAUUUCAGGCUAUCAGAGGAAUUGCGUACUCCUGACUCCUGGGAAUCCCUGUUUAUCAGUAAUGGAAUAGAGUUUCGUAAAUCCGACAAGUAUGCUUUGCUACAUGAUGAUGAAUUUUCAGAAGAUUGUGGAUCAGAUUAUAACGGAAAGUCUUCAUGGAGCCCCAAGCACAAGAAGCGCAGAAAACAUAAAAGGAAAACAAAGCGAAAUCUUGGUUCUGCUGAAAGUUAUGAGGAUGAAUUGGUUGAUUUUAGUUUAACAAAUAACAGAUGGGAUCUGCAAUCCAAGGCAGGCGAUUGGUUGCUCUCUACUGAUGGUUAUUCAACUACUUGGAGCAUUGUGGAUCUCCCAGAGCACCUUUCAAAGCAUUGCUUCACUACGUGGUUGAAUUGGGUGUUUGCCAAGUGGGGGUAGUGUCUUGAUCCUUGGGGCUCUGAAUUGUCCAUUUAAAAGUUUGAGAGGAAGAACCCUGUCAUAUCCUUGUGCAACAGAGCUGUCUUUCAGGUUUGUAUGAAAACUUUAUGGCCGACUGUUGUUUCUCUUCCACCACCUCUCAGAAAUUGUUGGCAAUGUCACAUAUGUUGCUAAACGACAGUAAGGUCCUAUGGUUCGGAGCAGAUGUAUCUUGACUUCAUACAUCUGGAAUCAAAGCAGGAAUCCUUUUAUGCCGAAGAAUUUUGCAG
Messenger RNA from Sesamum indicum (sesame), 1658 nucleotides. RefSeq lists its product as uncharacterized. The record is from RefSeq and is a predicted model, not a curated record. NCBI's taxonomy places the organism in Eukaryota, Viridiplantae, Streptophyta, Magnoliopsida, Lamiales, Pedaliaceae.